Messenger RNA from Lagenorhynchus albirostris (white-beaked dolphin), 3382 nucleotides. It is a transcript of the gene MEPCE, whose product is annotated as methylphosphate capping enzyme. The coding region runs from base 889 to 3015 and encodes 708 amino acids. The record is from RefSeq and is a predicted model, not a curated record. Gene Ontology annotation, molecular function: RNA methyltransferase activity; snRNA binding; O-methyltransferase activity. NCBI's taxonomy places the organism in Eukaryota, Metazoa, Chordata, Mammalia, Artiodactyla, Delphinidae. The transcript has 4 exons. Gene Ontology annotation, biological process: snRNA modification.
CCCCUCCACUCCCUCGGAAGCCCUUCUAAAUAGGUGGACACAGGGGGCAACCAGGUCAUGAAUAAUUCAUGAGGGCCGCCCCGUUCCUUAGCCACACCCCUCCGAGUCGUGCUGACGCAUGAUGCGUGUACCAAACCUGAGGAAGCAACGUAACAGUUCCCGCCCCUAGGACGGAGGGCGGGGCGUCAUCUCCAGCACGUGCUGCAUCUACCCGCGCAAGCCCGAAAGGGUGUGCGCAGGCGCUGCCCACUAGGGGGAGGAAGGAGGCGGGGUAGGGAGGUUGCUGGGUUUAGAGCCGGGCGGAGACCGCUGAGACUCAUUCCUCAGGAACAAGGGUCGGGUGUCAAGGAGACCUUUUCACACCAGCUCCCCGUCCCCCGCCUACGGUGGGUGGGAUCGCGCGGCAGAGACAAAGGAUAUCAGUAGGGACGGACAUAGCUGCGAAGGGAAGUAGGGUGUCAGUUUGGGGUGGUGGGCUUUUGGGGGGGCUGAGGGGGCUAUAUUUAAACUCCCGGAGCCGUUAAGUUGGUUCGUACUCCGAUGCGCGCGCAACCAGGGUGGUGGCGGAGUGCGCAUGCGUGAUUCCAGGGAGAGAGGAACGCGCCCCAGCAGUGCGCGCUCGCGGCGAAGCGGUAGUGGUAGUGGAGAAAGGGGUCGGCGCACGCGCGGUUGAUUCCUCGAGUUGUUCGGGUCUCGCGGGCAUCUUGUUUUGGUCUCGCGGGCGAGUAGGGCGCGCUUCGGGGGAGGCGCUUGGGCGCGAGACUAGGGGAGAAGAGCAGAACUGCGCGCGCACUCGCGAAAGGGGGGGAAGCGAGCGGGGUUUAGGAAGGGGGGUUAAGCCCCCUGUCCCCCCGGUUGCCCUCGACUGGGACGGAAUAAGGGGAGGAAAUGAUCGAGAUGGCGGCGGAGAAGGAGCCGUUUCUGGUGCCGGCCCCGCCGCCGCCGCUUAAAGAUGAGUCGGGCGGAGGGGGCGGCCCCACUGUGCAACCGCACCGAGAGGCAGCCUCCGGGGAGCUCCGCGGCGGAACACAGCGUGGGCCGGGCCCGCGCGCACACUCGGCGGGAUCCCCGGCUUCUGAGGCCGGCAAGGAGAGCCCCGGGGCUGCACCCACCCCUCGGGGCGGUCAGUCGCAGCAGCAACGAGGGGGCGGCCCCCAGGCGCAGUCGCACGGGGAGGCCUGCUUGUCGGAUCCCCACGGGAGAGCCGCUCCCCCGGACGUGGGGGAGGAGCGACGGGGAGGGGGCGGAACAGAACUGGGCCCCCCUGCUCCUCCUCGACCCCGUAAUGGCUAUCAGCCCCACCGGCCCCCUGGGGGAGGUGGGGGCAAGAGGAGAAAUAGCUGUAAUGUAGGGGGAGGUGGUGGAGGCUUCAAACAUCCGGCCUUCAAGAGGCGCAGGCGGGUCAAUUCGGACUGUGACUCUGUCUUACCCUCCAACUUCCUCCUGGGGGGCAAUAUCUUUGAUCCAUUGAACUUGAAUAGUCUCCUGGAUGAGGAAGUGAGCCGCGCACUCAAUGCGGAGACCCCUAAGUCAUCCCCACUUCCGGCCAAGGGGCGAGAUCCAGUGGAGAUCCUCAUCCCCAAAGAUAUUACAGACCCUCUCAGUCUCAAUACUUGCACUGAUGAGGCCCAAGUAGUCCUUGCUUCGCCACUCAAGACUGGUCGGAAGCGGCAUAGACACCGGGGACAGCACCACCAGCAGCAGCAGCAGCAGCAGCAGGCAGCUGGAGGGAAUGAUAGCCACUCCGUGCUGCCCACAGCCCCCCUCACUUCCUCACUCCAUGGGGAGGGCACACCGCAGCAGCAGCAGCAGCAGCAGCAGCAGCAGCAGCAGCAGCAUAGAGGCCAGAACCGGGACGCCCCCGAACCCUAUGAACUCAACACAGCCAUCAACUGCAGGGAUGAGGUCGUGUCUCCCCUUCCAUCUGCCCUACAGGGUCCCUCAGGCUCCCUUUCAGCCCCUCCAGCUGCCUCAGUUACCUCUGCAUCCUCGUCUUCCUCCUCACGACAUCGCAAACGUCGCAGGACUUCCAGCAAGUCAGAGGCAGGGGCUAGGGGUGGAGGCCAGGGUCCCAAGGAAAAGGGCCGAGGGAGUGGGGGAGGCCGCCACCACCUCCACCCACUACCUGCUGCGGGCUUCAAAAAGCAACAGUGCAAGUUCCAGUAUGGGAAUUUUUGCAAGUACUAUGGGUACCGCAAUCCUUCCUGUGAGGACGGGCGCCUUCGGGUAUUGAAGCCUGAGUGGUUUCGGGGUCGGGACGUCCUAGAUCUGGGCUGCAAUGUGGGCCAUUUGACCCUGAGCAUUGCCUGUAAGUGGGGCCCGUCCCGCAUGGUGGGCCUGGAUAUUGAUGCCCAGCUCAUCCAUUCGGCCCGCCAAAACAUCCGACACUACCUGUCCGAAGAGCUGCGUCUGCCACCCCAGACUUCUGACGGGGCCCCAGGAGCAGAGAGUGAGGAAGGGACCACAACCGUCCGAAAGAGAAGCUACUUCCCGGCCUCACUGACGGCCAGCCGGGGUCCCAUUGCUGCACCCCAAGUGCCCUUGGAUGGAGCAGACACAUCCGUCUUCCCCAACAAUGUUGUCUUCGUCACGGGUAACUAUGUGCUGGAUCGAGAUGAGCUGGUGGAGGCCCAAAAACCUGAGUAUGAUGUGGUGCUCUGCCUCAGCCUCACCAAGUGGGUGCAUCUCAACUGGGGAGACGAGGGGCUGAAGCGCAUGUUUCGUCGAAUCUACCGGCACCUACAUCCUGGGGGCAUCCUGGUCCUGGAGCCCCAGCCUUGGUCAUCCUACGGCAGGAGAAAGACUCUCACGGAAGCAAUCUACAAGAACUACUAUCGAAUUCAGCUGAAGCCAGAGCAGUUCAGUUCCUACCUGACAUCCCCAGAGGUGGGCUUCUCCAGCUAUGAGCUUGUGGCCACACCCCACAACACCUCCAGAGUUUCCUCUCCUGGAUCUGCAGAGAAAGCUUUUCCUGUGUUGCUGCCCCAGCCUCUUCCCUACACCUCUGGCACCUAAGCAGCAAGCCCAGCUGUGCUGGAGUCACCAUCAUCUUCCUCUCCCCUAGCCCACUGGGCUGGAUGGCAUGGACUGUUUGCUGCCCUCUGUUCUCCGAGGGCAUGGGAGCUGGGGGGUAUCAAGUUCUCUAGCCUCUUCCUCCUGUUCUCCCAAGGAGAGGUUCCCAUUUCUCCUCGGCCCUUGUCCCUAGCUGCGUUUCAGUGGACCACGGAUAGAUGGACUGAGGGUUAAAAGGGGGACGUUGCUGGGGAGGCAUGCAGGUACUGUGAAAAUCCUUCCCUCUGCUGUCCCUCACUGGGAGAGGGGGUUGGGUUUGGAAUGUGAGAACAGCACAAUAAACUUGAUGUUUAGGGCAGUGGCCCACACA